CGCGGGGAAUUUCGAGUAGCUGUGGAGCGCGGGGAGGACAGUGGGUGACGGACCCCCCAGCCUACUUAGGAGAAGCCAUGGACUCCCAAGUCGAGCCUCGGUGGCCUCCAGGCUUGGCAGUCAUGAAGACACUAGAUGAUUUGCUGCGGUGUGGAAUUUGCUUUGAAUAUUUCAACAUUGCAAUGAUGAUUCCUCAGUGCUCACAUAACUACUGUUCUCUCUGUAUAAGAAAAUUUCUAUCGUAUAAAACACAAUGUCCAACUUGUUGUGUGACAGUCACAGAGCCGGAUCUAAAAAAUAACCGCGUAUUAGAUGAACUGGUAAAAAGCUUGAAUUUUGCACGGAAUCAAUUGCUGCAGUUUGCCUUAGAGUCACCACCCAUAUCUCCUGCUUCCUCCUCUUCAAAGAACCUUGCUGCCAAAGUACACACUCCGGUGGCCUUCAGACAUUCUUUAAAGCAAGGAAGCAAAUUAAUGGAGAAUUUCUUGAUUAGAGAAACUGGUGGUUCUACAUCAGAGUUGUCGAUAAAAGAGAAUGAAAGCAAAGUCAUCCCUCAAAAAGAGGUGAGCACUUCUUCAAAGACCAAAGAGGCACCUUCUGUAGAAAAGACAGCUCCACGUUCCUUAGUGGCUAAUGUUCCUGAGACACCCUCUACGUCAACUUUGAAACAGGCUGCCAAAGUGGAUUGUCCUGUUUGUGGGGUUAAUAUUCCAGAAAAUCACAUUAAUAAGCACUUAGACAGCUGUUUAACACGUGAGGAGAAGAAGGAAAGCCUCAGAAGUUCUGUUCACAAAAGGAAGCCUCUGCCCAAAACUGUGUAUAACUUGCUCUCAGAUCGCGACUUAAAGAAAAAGCUAAAACAGCAUGGAUUAUCUAUUCAAGGAAGUAAACAACAGCUCAUUAAAAGGCACCAAGAAUUUGUACACAUGUACAAUGCCCAGUGUGAUGCUUUGCACCCUAAAUCAGCUGCUGAAAUAGUUCAAGAAAUUGAAAACAUGGAGAAGACUAGGAUGCGUCUUGAAGCUAGUAAACUCAACGAAAGCAUAAUGGUUUUUACAAAGGACCAAACAGAAAAGGAAAUAGAUGAAAUUCACAGUAAAUAUCGUAAAAAACAUCAGAAUGAAUUUCGGCUUCUGGUGGAUCAGGCCAAAAAAGGAUACAAGAAGACCGUUGAAAUGUCAACAAAAAAAGUAAUAAGAAAAGAAGAUGAAUCUACAGAAGAGCUAUUACCUGUAUGCAUGGAACAGGAAGAUAAAAAGAUGAAAUUCUCAGACACUCUUCCCAUAACAGACCACUUCCCUCAAACAAAGCUGGAAUCCCCAGGGAGAAUGGAGCCUGACAGACCAGAUGAUUCUUCCAGUUGUACUGAUAUUCAAGAAGAAACUCUUUCUUCAUCAGAAUCGGACUCAUUCAAUAGUUCUAGUUCAGACAUCAUAAGAGAUCUUCUAGAAGAAGAGGAAGCCUGGGAAGCAUUACAUAAAAAUGAUCUUCAAGACGCAGAAAUGAGUCCAAGGUUCAAUCGUCGAACAAGAUCAGAUGAGAGUGCUGAGAUCGAGCCGAGAAAUAAACGGAAUAGGAACUAGCGUGGGCUUUGCUGACGUUUCCAGUGUGGUGGGUGGAGUGUGCCCCUGUGGGUUGCCAGGCAGACUUCGUGUUCAUAAAUGCCCAAGUGAAGGGGUUAACUUCUCAAUAUGAUAAGUAGCUGAUUGUCAUUCUUUUUUUUUUUUUUUUUUGUCUUUCCUGGGAAAAAUAAGUUAACAGAACAUCCUCACUUGGUUAGUUAACCUCCUGUCUCUAAAACCUCUCUCUGUAAAAAUACAUCCACACAUCCGCCAGCUUUGCAGGUUCACAGACGUGUUGGCAAAGGAGUUUUGUGUGGUUUUGUUUCUAAAUCAGGAUGUCCUUAAGGCAUUCUCCUCUUCCAUGGAGAAACUAACUUGAGAAAAUGAUUCUUUUCAACCUCUUUGCCACAAGGAACAGCUGAAGAGUUAAGAGCCUCUGUAUUUCUGGAAAAGCAGGAUAUCAUAAAUCACCUCUUUUGUGAAUGUCAGCUCCUAAUGCCCGGAUGCCAGCAUGCCCAUCACAGCAGUUACAUGAUGGUCGUUGCCCAAGUUUAAUGUAGUCGUUUGUUAUUUGGAGUAGGGUGUUGGGUACUGGAACCUAAAGUCACGAACAAUAACUUUGAAACAUCAAGCAUAUACUUCAGAAAUGGCACUUCAAAAUGAUGUUAGUCUUUAUUUUUUUUUUCACUUGGAUAAAUCAAAUUUUUAACACUCUGAAUCCCAGCUAUUAAUCAAAAAGAAUGCAAUAAAUGGAUUUUGUAAAUGAAUAGAUUCUGUAUCAAUUUAAAAUAAUGCCCUGAAAACUGUCUUGUGAAUAGUUGAGCACAAGCUACAAAUCAUUGGAAGGGCUUGGUCAGAAAUUGUUGUCUCUGCAAAAUGUCCACCAGACCAGUUCCCAGUUCCUUCCAGAGUUCCUAAUGCCUCUCUUUGGCAUCUCAGAGCCAGCCCUCCUGUCCCUUCCCUGCCCCCACAUCACUGCCCAGCCCAAACACAUCCGCUUUCAAAUAACAU
Messenger RNA from Herpailurus yagouaroundi (jaguarundi), 2573 nucleotides. RefSeq names its product RAD18 E3 ubiquitin protein ligase (gene RAD18). The transcript is spliced from 13 exons. Gene Ontology annotation, cellular component: nucleus; Rad6-Rad18 complex. Gene Ontology annotation, biological process: protein monoubiquitination; DNA damage tolerance. Bases 78 to 1583 code for a protein of 501 amino acids. The record is from RefSeq and is a predicted model, not a curated record. Gene Ontology annotation, molecular function: ubiquitin protein ligase activity; single-stranded DNA binding. NCBI's taxonomy places the organism in Eukaryota, Metazoa, Chordata, Mammalia, Carnivora, Felidae.